Molecule: messenger RNA, 1731 nt
Organism: Crotalus tigris (Tiger rattlesnake)
Lineage: Eukaryota; Metazoa; Chordata; Lepidosauria; Squamata; Viperidae
Product: loricrin-like
Exons: 2
Coding region: 66-1463 (465 amino acids)
Source: RefSeq, a predicted model, not a curated record
CUCAUCUUGCUCAUUUGCCCAAGAAGGUGAACAUUAUCAACCAACACCACUCACUUCCAGAAACGAUGAGCCAACAAAUCCAAUCUAGUGGUUGCUGUGGUACUGGUGGUGGAUCCAGUGGCUCCUGCCAUAGAAGAAGAGGCAGCGGAGGCUCUGUGUGUUGCUCUGGGUGUUGCUGCUGUAGAGGUGGAUCAAGACAUGUCAUGGUGGUAUCUGGAAGCCAAGGAUCAUCCUGUUGUGGUGGCAUCCAACAAAUCCCGAGCUCCGGCUGCUGUGGUGGAAGUUCUACUGGAGUCAUCGUAGUACCAGGCGGCCAAUCUUCUGGAUGUUGCAUUGGAGGAGGACUUGGGGGUGGGAUUUGCCAGCAGAAGACUCCCCUCAUUGGAGGUGGCAGUGGUGGAGGAAUUUGCUGUGGUGGAUCAGGGGGUCAGACCACUGUUAUAACUGGAGGUGGUAGUGGAUGCUGUGGAGGAUCAGGAGGAGUGAAGGUCAUUGGUGGUGGAAGUGGCAGUGGGUCCGGCUGGUGUGGAACUGUUGGUGGUGGAUCAGGGGGCCAGACCACUGUUGUAACCGGAAGUGGUGGUGGAUGUUGUGGAGGAUCAGGAUCAGGAGGAGUGAAGGUCAUUGGUGGUGGAAGUGGCAGUGGGUCCGGCUGGUGUGGAACUGGUGGUGGUGGAUCAGGGGGCCAGACCACUGUUGUAACCGGAAGUGGUGGUGGAUGUUGUGGAGGAUCAGGAUCAGGAGGAGUGAAGGUCAUUGGUGGUGGAAGUGGCAGUGGGUCCGGCUGGUGUGGAACUGGUGGUGGUGGAUCAGGGGGCCAGACCACUGUUGUAACCGGAAGUGGUGGUGGAUGUUGUGGAGGAUCAGGAUCAGGAGGAGUGAAGGUCAUUGGUGGUGGAAGUGGCAGUGGGUCUGGCUGGUGUGGAACUGGUGGUGGUGGAUCAGGGGGCCAGACCACUGUUGUAACUGGAAGUGGGAGUGGAUGCUGUGGAGGAUCAGGAGGAGUGAAGGUCAUUGAAAGCGGAAGUGGCAGUGUAUGUGGUGAUGAUGGGUCAGGAGGUGUGAAGGUUAUAGGUGGAGGAUCUUCUGGAACUGGAGGAAGCAUAGGGGAUGUUAAAGUCAUUGGUGGAGGGUCUGGUGGAGCAUGUGGAACAGGAGGAGGAUCAGGUGCAAAAGCUGUUGUAGUUACGGGAGGAAGCAGUGGGACAUCUGGUUGUUGCAGUGGUGGAGGAAGCUCAGGUGCGGUUGCAGUUGUAGGGACUGGUUGUAGUGGAGGUUCUGGUGGUAAAACCAUUGUUGUAUCAGGAGGAAGUGGUGGAUCUGACUGCUGCAGUGGAGGGGGAUCUGGAGGGGCAUCCGUUGUCAUUGCUGGUGGCUCUUCUCAGACAAAAUGUCCCAUUGUUGUUCCACCGUGCAUCGGGCAAACAAAACAGGUUUGCUCACUGCCACCCAACAUAAAAUAAAAUAAUAUUAUGUUCUUGGUGGGAAGAAACCUUGGUGAGCGUACCUCUUCUUCCUAUGAUGUCUUGCUCAGCCAAUGUACUUAUGGUGUACUGUAUUUCAUGUUCUUCAUCACUGUUUCACUUUUGCCUAUGUAUAUCGGAGCAUUUUAAAACUUGAGGGUUUGUGCAGCUCUGUGGUGGAUGGGAAUAAAUGGCAACACCCACUGAAUAUCUUGCUUGCUUCUCCAUUUUCACGCUUUGGAGAAAAUAAAGCUUCUUACAGAAUGAG